Solanum tuberosum (potato) is the source of this 2402-nucleotide messenger RNA. RefSeq names its product F-box protein SKIP14-like. Gene Ontology annotation, molecular function: protein binding. Gene Ontology annotation, cellular component: cytoplasm. The transcript has 2 exons. The record is from RefSeq and is a predicted model, not a curated record. The coding region runs from base 668 to 2110 and encodes 480 amino acids. NCBI's taxonomy places the organism in Eukaryota, Viridiplantae, Streptophyta, Magnoliopsida, Solanales, Solanaceae.
CCCACCCCCACUCCCCAAACAACUACCCUCAAAUUUUCUAUCUCUAUAUUUCUUUGAAUUUUCCUAUUUCGCUCUCUUUGAGCUCGAUCGGCAGAUUUCUUCUUUAUCCUUGUUACUUUUUUUGAAUCUGAUUUGAUUUCGGAGGAAUUUCAAUUUCCCGAUUUUUCAUCUGCUCUAAUCGACGAUUUCAGCCUUUCUGUCUGUCGAUUGUGUUCUUCGCUGAGCAAAUUAGGGUUUGUAUUUUUACGCUGAAUCAGGCUCUUUUGUCUAUCACUUUUUUCGAUUUAUUCUCUUUACACAUUCUUUUGCUAAACCCUAGCUUGUUAAGUUUUCCUAUUCUGUCAAAUAUUCAUUGAUUCCUUAUUAUUUGAUUUGUAUAGUAAAAAUUUUGAAAAAUAAAAAAGAAGUCAGGUGUUGUUUCGUUGAUUGAUUCUAUUGUAUUAUUCAGAUUUUUUGUUACAAGAAGCUCUGUGAGAUUUUAGGUGCGUUGUCUUUUAGUUUACCAUCCGAAAUUGAGGGUUUCCUUGUUGAAUCUAAUAAGCUUCGCGUCACCAAAAAAGAGAGAAAAAAGAAAAAAACAUAAAGAAGAAAAAGAAAAAAAAAAUCCUACUUUUAGGUGUUUAGAGUAUUCCUUUUUAGCUGUUGUUAGAGUUGAUCUAAACCAUAAAUGGCGUUAAAUUUUUCGCAUCGGCCCAUAUUUCCGGCACAUAUAUCUGAGGAUAAUUUGGUAUCACCCAUGAGAAUUGUGAAUGGGUGUUUAGUCGAGGGUGUUCCGGAGAAUAAUGUGGAGAAUUUUCCUUGGUCGUGGCGUGUUUGUCGAGAACCGCAUGACGGGUUUGAAUAUGGUUAUGGGGGGAAAAGAAGAGACAAGUGUGAUUAUUCUGAGUUGGUAUCGGAGGAUAUCAUUGAUCUUCUCCCUGCUGAUCCAUUUGGGAUGGAUAUAAGCACCACUAUCACAGCCAUUACGGGUUGGCUUGAGGAUUUGGAAGUUGAUUAUGGAGGAUGUAGGAGAAACCAUGCCGGUCCAAGUAAUGAGGACUAUGGUUUAUUUGCCGGUUUUGAUUUUAUUUGGAACGAUUCUAUGAGGUUCCAAUCAUUCCCUAUUAAUCACGUUCGGUCUGAUGACAAACUGAAUAGAGGUGAUCCAGUGAAUUGGCUUAUUGGGGAGAGAGAUAUGAGGGACGCCUUGGCCCAUGUUGGUCUUGGCUCAGCUUGCAAUGUGGGGGACACUGCAGGCUUCAAUAAUGUAGGUUCAGUCAGUUUUCUUCCCCAGACCAUGGAAACAGGGUCUGGGGCGAUGUCUUGCUCUGGUGAAGAUGAAGGAGCCCCUCAUGAGGCUUUAUCUUUUGCUCUUGGUUACCUUGGAGUGAAGGAUCUUUUGAUGGUAGAAAGUGUUUGCAGGUCCUUGCGGCUUACUGUAAAAAAUGAUCCUUUAUUAUGGAAAAGCAUUCACAUUGAAAAUUCAUUGACUGAGAUCAGCGAUGAUAUCCUCUUGCAAUUGACUAGCAGGGCUCAAGGUAACUUACAAUGCUUGAGUUUGUUAGAGUGUACCCGCAUCACAGAUGACGGUUUGAGGCGGGUACUUGACUCUAAUCCACAUUUGACAAAGUUAUUUGUUCCUGCAUGUACAAGACUCAGUAUUGAAGGCAUUGUAAAUAUGUUGAAGUCUUUUAACUGUCAAAGAGGUAAAAUGGGUAUAAAGAACCUGUGGAUUGGCGGUCUUUAUGGAGUGAUGCAUGAACAUUUUGAAGAGCUGGAGUUUCUUCUAGGUGCAGAUAGCCAGACGAGGCAAAAUGUUUACAAACCCCAUUUCUUUUCUCGAAGGAAUAUUUAUCGUUUGGUUGAUGACAGUCGGGCUAUUGAUGUUCAACUUUGCCCUAUAUGUAAAAAAGUAAGGUUGGUCUAUGAUUGUCCUGCAGAGGGUUGCCUAGUGAAAGAUGAAGCUACUAAAGAAUGUAGGGCCUGCUCACUUUGCAUCUUACGGUGUAGUGAAUGUGGGAGAUGUAUAAAUAACACUGAAUAUGUGGAGACUUUUUGUUUGGAAUUGCUUUGUUCUGAUUGCUCUAAGCAGCCUUUGGAGUGCAAAGAUGAGCAGAAGUGCUGCCUUUGAAGUGCCAAGAUGAGCAGGAGGGAGGGAGGGAGUGAGGGUCUGGUUCCUGUGAAGGAGAUCGAAGUGUGACUGCCGAGGAGUAAAUCUAUGUGCUAUCUACUUGUUUAAUUGGAUAAAAAAAUUUAAGCAGCCAAUUGACUGCUAUCAGUUUGUGCAAGACUUGCCGAAAACAGUUGAAUUUGUUUUGUUUGUUUAACUGCUGUCAGCAAAAUAAAGUACUCUACUCAUUGUUCAAAUUUCACUUGAAUGUUUAGUGCUUUGAAUGAAAGUAAAGAGUUGUGCUUUAAAGAAA